AAGACUUUUCAAACUUUUCAAACGGGAGGCUUCCGAGUUCCGGGCUGCCACCUGCCCCUCUUCAACCACAAUAUCGUCGCGGUUGCAUCUUUUCCAUUAUCCCUUGAAUCCAAGCGAAACAACAACAACAACAAACAAACAACCACCAUGUCCAAAACUGACGUCCGACCCCGCCCCUUAAUGUUCAAGGCAGCUUGCUGCAUGUGGCAGGCUUGCGACUUUGACGAUGUGGCCUUGGGCUGCAAAGGCAAGAGUCAGGUUCUCUGUCUCACCCGCGAGAUUUCCUGUGCGGUUGGCGAGCCCAUGACGGGUUGUGGAUUGGUCACCAACAAAGAUAACAAGGAAUGCUGCAAAAUUGGCCUCCUCUGCUGCGCCUACGGGUUGAAAGAGCCCGAAACCUGUUGUAAAGCUGCCGGUCAGUUCUUCUGUCUCAAAGAAGCUGCGGCCUUGCCUCUCGAUGAGGAGUAUGUGGGUGAACCCGUGUUCGCUCUCUACUGUUUGAGCUGUCUCCCCGAGGUCGGCUGCUGUGUCGAGGCGCCUCGUUGCCGAGCCCUGGAGCGUCCCGUCUUCGACUACAGCCCUGUCCCGAUGGAGCAGAUGGACCGCGGCUUGCAGAUGGAACCGUACCGUGACCACGCUGGUGAAGCUUUGCCGGUUGCUUCGGCCAGCGUCAUCAAGGAGCCAUUCAAGGACGAAUUUUGAUCACAGAAAUGCGUUGUGUGGUUGGUAAAUAUAUGAUAUUGAAGUUUUUUUUGACGACCACGGCAUCAUGAAGUAGUCACCGCGAAAGUACUUGCUCUGUAUUCCGUACCAUUCUGGAGCAAGCAGCAUCUAUACAACAGUAACUGCUAAAAAUAUAUGAAUUAUGUAAAGAAAGUAUCAAUCCAGAAGAUCUUUCACGAGCACCUGCAGACACCACAAAGUUGAACCCACAACUCAACGACAUUCAAAGACUCAAUCAAGGUGGGCCAGGAACCAAGAAAUGAUCAAUUUCAUACACUAUACCAUUGUUUGCCGCGUGCAAAUCAGUGACGGUGGAUCCUCCAUUGAGUACGGUUGAACUGACGUUCAACGUGACAGAAAUUCCAUCUCCUUGCAAGGUGGUUAUUGUUGCGCCAUCUUUAAGAUCAAAAGGCGACACAAUUCCAGGGACAAUAUGGUAGGAAAGCAAGGACAACAGCUGUUCUUCCGAAAGGAAGGAUAGGAAGAAAUCGAGGGCUUCAUCUCGAGGCCAUCCACUGUCCAUAGGCGCGAACACGGUGUAGGUACCAGGUCCCUGCAGAGUUUCUGCGAGUUGUGCCUGUGUCAGCAAUUCCAAAAACGUAUCAUAGCCCCCGGCAUUCUCCGCAGUCUCGAUGAGAUCUCCCAGUGGAGCUGCUAUUGGGGCUUCCGUCGGGCUGCCACCCAGCAGUGCGACAGGCUCAGAUACGACAAUGGUAGGACUCUCGGUAGAUACAGCAAUGAUGGGACUAUCGGUGGUCUCGAUUGGAGCUGCUGUCGGUGCAACUGGAAUUUCCGUAUCUGUUUCAUCCGGGCUUGGGACGAAGGUAGUCUGGACAACCACAGCUUGCGUUUCAGAAUCGUCAAAACUGGGGACGAAUGUGGCUGGAUCCGGAUCAUCAAACAAAAUGGGCUUGAGAGUGUUCUGGAUGAACACCACACCAUCUGUAUCUUUCAAGCUUGGCGCAAAGGUAGUCGGAUCAGCAAUGGCUGCCUCUGUUGCAGAAUCAUCAAUGCUGGGGACGAGUGUCCCUUCUCCCGCGACCACUGGUUCUGUUUCGUCCAGGCUUGGGGCAAGCGUAGUUGGGUUGGCAGUGUCAGAAUCAUCAAUGCUUGGUGCAUUGGUCCCGUCUUGAGUAACAACAGGCUCUGUUUCCUCCAGGCUCGGGACAAAUGUAGUUUGGUCUGCAACCACAGCUUCAGUUUCAGAAUCAUCAAAGCUGGGGACGAACGUGCCCUCAUCCGCAAGUACAGGCUCUUUUGCGUCGGCAACCACAGCUUCGGUUUCAGA
Molecule: messenger RNA, 2011 nt
Organism: Seminavis robusta
Lineage: Eukaryota; Bacillariophyta; Bacillariophyceae; Naviculales; Naviculaceae
Source: the annotation of a GenBank genome assembly